Suillus fuscotomentosus is the source of this 813-nucleotide messenger RNA. RefSeq lists its product as uncharacterized. The transcript is spliced from 12 exons. The record is from RefSeq and is a predicted model, not a curated record. NCBI's taxonomy places the organism in Eukaryota, Fungi, Basidiomycota, Agaricomycetes, Boletales, Suillaceae. Bases 1 to 813 code for a protein of 270 amino acids.
AUGGAUGUCGUUCAAGCACACCAAAUGUUGAUGACCCGCUACGCUGUUCUGGUGCCAUACAUUAUCCUGAUAUACGACCAUAUGGCGACCCUCACAGAAGAGAUUGUUUUUAUUUGGUGUCGUCCGAAGGCGUUAUCUUCAGCGUUGUUUCUGCUCAAUCGCUAUGUCGCUCUGCUGGGAAAUAUCUAUGCAUUCAUUGACUAUUUACUGCCUGCCUCAGUUAGACUUAGCUGUUCGACAUAUCGACUAUCAAGGCAAGUACUCGCUUUCUUACAAGUGUUUAUCGUUUCUUUCAUAUUGGCUCUUCGCACUUAUGCUCUCUACGGCCGAAGCAAAUGCUUGCUUGCUUUUUUGGUAAUCAUCAUCCUUACCUUUGUGGGAGGAGCUUUUACGGGGACAUUUGGUCGUCAUUCAAAUACUGUGACCAACUUGCCAGGAGGAGGCUGCUAUCGAAUAUAUACAGCAAAGAUAGCUUUAAAAAUCGGAGGAUCACUGCAGUUAUCUCUGACAAAGUCCAGAAGAAAUAUCAUUGCUGUCAUGUUUCAGGACGGUGUUAUGUUCUUCGGGGUGAUGACACUGUUCGAAAUACCGAACAUCCUGACGUACUACCAUGGUUCGGAUAUGGUCAGGGGCUCUCUGCGCACAUUUACUAACUGCAUGUCGGUUACUCUAAUCUCACGGCUGAUGCUUAACCUGCAUAAGUCGGUCGACGCUGGCAUCCUCUCCGCUCCCACCUGGGACGAUGAUGACGGCCUCCUUGUCCUCACCACUGGACUCGACGUACAGUCCACGAAUUCCUCUCACUAUUGGUAG